GAAACUUGCGUUCAUCCGGUAGAUUCAUUGAUGAUGAAGGUGUACUCAGUCAAGAACUUGCUGCGAAGUUGUCUCCAAGCAUUGUCUGGCUUGCCUCAUUUGUUGGUGAAGAGCCACAUUCAGUAUGCACAGGCAUAGUUGUCCGAAAUGAUGCACUAGGUGCAUCUUUCGUGACAUCUGGAGAUUUGGUUACAUCUAGAGAGUUUGUUACAACUCAAAAUUCAGGUUCUAUCGAUAAAUUAAAGAUAAAAGUGCAUCUACCAAAUGGGAAAAUGGUUAAUGCAUCUGUGCAAGACUACAAUGUAGCUUGCAACAUGAUUGUUGUAACCACUAAGUCCUUCCCUGAUCUCCGCCCAGCAUGUCUUGAUAAACAGAUGCAAGUUGAGCAUUCCACUCUGUUAUUAGCUGCAAGUUUAUGCCCCAUGUCAGACAAAUUUUCGGUCAAAACUGGGGUACUGACUAACAGUCCGAUUGGAGUUGAGAGUCAUGGAAUCAUGUGGUCCACGUGCGAGAUCACUGAGGUUGGAAAAGGUGGACCUCUUGUGGAUUUUGAUGGGAAUAUUGUUGGGAUGAACCUCUGUAUGAGAGCGGGAGCAACCCAGUUCGUGCCAAAACAGUUGAUUGUUGAAUGUAUGUGUGAUCUUGGGUUCUGGAUCUAUGUAAAUAACGUUCCCACACCAUUUGACUUCAGUUCAGAAGGUACUUCAAGUCUAGAUACUAUAAUUAGCUCAAGUCAAAGUGGCUCAAGUAAGGGAAGUGAGAAUGAGAACCAGGAACCUUGUGCAUUUGCUAACCAUGGGGCUAAUGGCAUAUGGUGUGACCUCAAUGAAGAACUUGCUUCAAAGCUGUCUCCGAGUAUUAUCGCCCUUGCUUCAUUUGAUGAAGAGGGAUUGCAUUCUGAAUGCACAGGCAUGGUUAUCGACAGAAAAUUGUCUUCAGCCUCUUUUCUGACGACUGGAGGUUUGUUCGAACCAUUGCAUCAAGAUCUCUGGCAUGGUUUGACGAUCAAAGUACGCCUUCCAAAUAACGAAGUGAUCCAUGGGCGGUUGCAGUAUUAUUCAGCUCCUUCCAGUUUGGCUGUUAUCACCACCGAUUCCUUGCCGCCUUCCCUUGAUCUUCGUGUAGCUUGUCUUGGCAACGACAUGCAAGUUGAGCCGUCUGCUGAGUUAUCAGCUGUAAGUCGGUGCUUUGACUCAGGAAAAUUAAUGUCCACAAGAGCAAUCAUCGAGGCUGUUAGUGGAGGACCACUUGUUGAUUGUGAUGGAAAUAUUGUUGGCAUCAACUACUGUGAGUGGGAAGACAAUCUAUUCCUACCAAGUAAUCGUAUUUUUGAAUGCUUGGGGAGUGAUGUAAACUGGGCUGCAAGUAAACAAGAUUGCUGCCGUACAAAUAAGAUGCACAAAUCUUCCACGCCUCAUAGCGACGGUCCAGAAGAACUCACUGAUGAUGAACUUAGGCGUAUACUUCCUCCCUGGCGACCUGAUGGAUUUACAGAACGAGUAAAUGCCAUCUUAGAUGCUUUUGGUUACCCCUUACCAAGUUUUGCUGAUGUUGGCAUGCACUUGAAAUGGGAUUUUGAAGAGGGAUUUGGCGCAGAUGUUCGGAGUGAACCCAUUAGGAGAGUUACUUCAAAGAUGUCUCGAAGUGUUGUGGCACUUGCCUCGUUCCUUCGUGUACCAACAAAUGACGGUUCUGGGAACUACAAAAAGGGUGCAAGAAAGUUUGCUUGCACAGGUGUAUUUAUUGAAUGCGAUGAAUCCACUACAAGAAUUCUAACCUCAGCAAGUUUGGUUAGAAGUUCUGGUGACGGAACCAUUCAACGUGAAUGGAAGAUUGAAGUGUGCCUUCCAAAUAAACAACGUGAGGAAGGGACAUUGCAAUAUUAUAAUUUACAGUAUAACGUCGCUGUUGUUAGCAUCAAGAGGAGUGCCUACAGUUAUAGUACAGCAAAACUCGAUGAAACGUCUCAAACUGAGGUUGGAGCUCAGGUAGUAGCUCUAGGUCGUGGCUUUGAAUCAGGCAAGUUUAUGGCCACACACGGGGCUGUGACAGGCAAACGUAGAAGAUUUGGUGACGCAACACUUCAGAUAUCCACUUGUAAAACCACCAAGGUUGGGAUUGGAGGGCCCCUUGUUGAUUUUGAUGGGAACUUUGUGGGCAUGAACUUUUAUGACACGGAACAAACUCCUUACCUAUCAAGGGUUAGAAUCCUUGAACUCAUGGCAGGUUUUAAUGCAGAAUGGUAA
Molecule: messenger RNA, 2246 nt
Organism: Lolium rigidum
Lineage: Eukaryota; Viridiplantae; Streptophyta; Magnoliopsida; Poales; Poaceae
Source: RefSeq, a predicted model, not a curated record